CGCCUGCGAUCCUCCGCUCGGCGCUGCCACUUCGGCGCCUGCCGCCGGGGCAGCAGGGACUGCGGCGCUACACCAGCGCGCUCGGGCGGCCACCGGCGAGUUCAGGACGUUGGUGGGUCCGUGCAUCUGUCCGGAGAGAACUUCCAGAUCCGUAGCUCCGCGAUGGUUCUGGCCUCACUGCUGCUGGGGCUGCUGCUGCUACCCGCGCCCUGGAGAGCCAUUGCUGAAAAGGCAGAAGAAACCAAGCCAGAUCAACUACCCCCAGGACCUAUACCAGGGAACCUACCAGCGGAGCACAGGCCAUUCUCUCCUCACUCCAGUGGGUACCAGCUAUCACCAUCCCGGACUCGGAGAUCACUUCCUGCACACACAGCCAUUCCCCAGGUGACCUCUGCAGCAUCAAAGCUUCUACCUCCUGUUGCCUUUAAUCACACAAUUGGACACAUAAUACUUUCGGAACAUAAAAAUGUCAAAUUUAAUUGCUCAAUCAAUAUUCCUAACACGUACCAAGAAACAGCUGGCAUUACAUGGUGGAAAGAUGGAAAGGAAUUGCUUGGGGCACAUCAUUCAAUCACACAGUUUUAUCCUGACGAGGAAGGGGUGUCAAUCAUUGCAUUGUUCAGCAUAACCAGUGUGCAGCGCUCAGACAACGGGUCGUAUUUCUGUAAGAUGAGGGUGAACGACAAAGAAAUCGUAUCCGAUCCCAUAUACGUCGAAGUUCAAGGACUUCCUUACUUUAUUAAGCAGCCCGAGAGUUUGAAUGUCACCAGAAACACAGCCUUCAACCUCACCUGCCAGGCUGUGGGUCCACCUGAGCCCAUCAACAUCUUCUGGGUCCAAAACAGCAGCCGCGUUAAUGAAAAACCCGAAAGGUCCCCAUCCGUCCUAACUGUACCUGGUCUGACGGAGACAGCAGUCUUCAGCUGUGAGGCCCACAAUGACAAAGGGCUGACGGUGUCCAAGGGUGUGCAGAUCAACAUCAAAGCAAUUCCUUCCCCACCAACUGAAGUCCACAUCCUCAGCAGCACAGCACACAGCAUCCUGGUCUCCUGGGUCCCAGGUUUUGAUGGAUACUCCCCAUUUCAGAACUGCAGCAUCCAGGUCAAGGAAGCUGACCUGCUGAGUAACGGCUCAGUCAUGGUUUUUAAUACCUCUGCUUCGCCACAUCUGUAUGAAAUCCAGCAGCUGCAAGCCCUGGCUAAUUACAGCAUCGGUGUGUCCUGUCGGAAUGAAAUUGGCUGGUCUGCAGUAAGCCCCUGGACUCUCGCCAGCACGACAGAAGGAGCUCCAUCCGUAGCACCUUUAAACGUCACCGUGUUCCUGAACGACUCUAACAACAGUGUGGACAUCAGAUGGAUGAAGCCUCCAAUUAAGCGGCAGGAUGGGGAACUGGUGGGCUACAGGAUAUCUCACGUGUGGGAGAGUUCGGGGGCUCCCAAAGAGCUUUCUGAAGAAGUUGACCAGAAUGGCAGCUGGGCUCAGAUUCCUGUCCAAAUCUACAAUGCCACCUGCACAGUGAGGAUUGCGGCCGUCACUAAAGGGGGCGUUGGGCCUUUCAGUGAGCCAGUGAAAAUAAUCAUUCCUGAACACAGUAGGGUAGACUAUGCGCCCUCAUCAACUCCAGCACCUGGCAACACAGAGUCUAUGAUCAUCGUCCUCGGCUGCUUUUGUGGGUUUAUUUUAAUUGGGCUGAUUUUAUAUAUUUCUCUGGCCAUCAGAAGAAGAGUCCAGGAAACAAAGUUUGGGGGUGCAUUCUCUGAGGAGGAUUCCCAAUUAGUCAUUAAUUACAUAGCAAAGAAGUCCUUCUGCCGCCGAGCCAUCGAGCUUACCUUGCACAGCUUGGGAGUGAGCGAGGAGCUGCAAAAUAAACUAGAAGAUGUUGUGAUCGACAGAAAUCUUCUAAUUCUGGGAAAAAUUCUGGGUGAAGGAGAGUUUGGGUCUGUAAUGGAAGGAAAUCUGAAGCAAGAAGACGGGACUUCUCAGAAAGUGGCCGUGAAGACCAUGAAGUUGGACAACUUUUCUCAACGGGAGAUCGAGGAGUUUCUCAGUGAAGCAGCAUGCAUGAAAGACUUCAACCACCCAAACGUCAUCCGGCUUCUAGGUGUGUGUAUAGAAAUGAGCUCUCAAGGCAUCCCGAAGCCCAUGGUGAUUUUACCCUUCAUGAAAUACGGAGACCUGCAUACGUUCCUGCUAUAUUCCCGGAUAGAAACAAGACCAAAGGUCAUCCCCCUGCAGACACUGUUGAAGUUCAUGGUGGACAUUGCCCAGGGAAUGGAGUAUCUGAGCAACAGGAAUUUUCUUCAUCGGGAUUUAGCAGCUCGAAACUGCAUGUUGCGCGAUGACAUGACUGUCUGUGUGGCCGACUUUGGCCUCUCUAAGAAGAUAUACAGUGGUGAUUAUUACCGCCAAGGCCGCAUUGCCAAAAUGCCUGUGAAGUGGAUCGCCAUAGAGAGCCUGGCAGACCGAGUCUACACAAGCAAAAGUGACGUGUGGGCUUUUGGCGUGACCAUGUGGGAAAUAGCAACGCGGGGAAUGACUCCCUAUCCCGGAGUCCAGAACCAUGAGAUGUAUGAUUACCUUCUCCACGGCCACAGGCUGAAGCAGCCCGAGGACUGCCUGGAUGAACUGUAUGACAUCAUGUACUCGUGCUGGAGUGCCGAUCCCUUGGACCGACCCACCUUCUCAGUGUUGAGGCUGCAGCUGGAAAAGCUCUCUGAGAGUUUGCCUGACGCACAGGACAAGGAAUCCAUCAUCUACAUCAACACCCAGCUGCUAGAGAGCUGUGAGGGCCUGGCCGACGGGCCCUCGCUCGCAGGGCUAGACAUGAACAUUGAUCCUGACUCCAUCAUUGCCUCUUGCUCCCCCAGCGCUGCCAUCAGCGUGGUCACGGCAGAAGUUCAUGAGAACAACCUUCACGAGGAAAGAUACAUCUUGAAUGGGGGCAAUGAAGAAUGGGAGGAUGUGGCCUCCACUCCUUUUGCUACAGUCACACCUGGAAAGGACGAUGUCUUACCAGAGGACAAACGCACCAAAAAUGGGAUCCUCUGGUCUCAGUGCAGUACGCUACCCUUGGGGAGCCCAUCACCAGAUGAACUUACGUUUGCAGAUGACUCCUCAGAAGACUCUGAAGUCCCGAUGUGAGGCCAGCUGAGGGGAAGCAUGAGAGGACCAAGCAAAUACUGCUUCGUGGGAUCUGGUUGUCUUAGUUACUUUACUGUUGCUGUGAUGAAACACCACGAGCAAGGCAACCUAUAAGAGGAAGUGUUUAAUUAGGUUUACCGUUUCAGAGGGUCAGAGUCCGUGACUGUAGAAGGAAGGCAGGGCGGCGGAA
This is a messenger RNA of Peromyscus eremicus (cactus mouse), 3331 nucleotides long. RefSeq names its product MER proto-oncogene, tyrosine kinase (gene Mertk). Gene Ontology annotation, cellular component: signaling receptor complex. The coding region runs from base 163 to 3141 and encodes 992 amino acids. NCBI's taxonomy places the organism in Eukaryota, Metazoa, Chordata, Mammalia, Rodentia, Cricetidae. The record is from RefSeq and is a predicted model, not a curated record. Gene Ontology annotation, molecular function: ATP binding; transmembrane receptor protein tyrosine kinase activity; protein binding. Gene Ontology annotation, biological process: cell migration; cell surface receptor protein tyrosine kinase signaling pathway; phagocytosis. The transcript has 19 exons.